GAUGGUCGGAAGGUCCUGCGGUCAAGCAUUCGGGAGUUCCUGUGCAGCGAGGCGAUGUUUCACCUGGGCAUACCAACAACGAGGGCUGGGACGUGUGUGACGUCUGACUCCAAAGUUGUCCGUGACGUAUUUUAUGAUGGGAAUCCAAAAAAUGAAAGGUGUACAGUUGUUCUGAGAAUAGCCUCUACGUUUAUAAGGUUUGGUUCUUUUGAAAUUUUUAAACCCCCUGAUGAAUACACUGGACGCAAGGGCCCCAGCGUGAACAGAAAUGAUAUUAGAAUACAGAUGCUUGAUUAUGUGAUCAGCACUUUCUACCCAGAAAUCCAGGAGGCUCAUUCAGACAACAGUGUUCAGAGGAAUGCUGCUUUCUUCAAAGAGAUAACAAAGCGCACAGCGAGGUUGGUAGCUGAGUGGCAGUGUGUUGGGUUUUGCCACGGUGUGCUGAACACAGAUAACAUGAGCAUCGUUGGACUGACCAUUGACUAUGGCCCUUUUGGAUUUAUGGACAGGUAUGACCCUGAGCAUGUCUGCAAUGGUUCUGAUAACACAGGGCGCUAUGCUUACAACAAACAGCCAGAGGUUUGCAAGUGGAACCUGGGAAAACUUGCUGAAGCUCUAGUUCCAGAGCUGCCCUUGGAAAUAAGCGAACUCAUCCUGGAAGAGGAAUAUGAUGCUGAGUUUGAGAAACAUUAUUUGCAGAAGAUGAGGAAAAAACUAGGCUUAAUCCAGUUGGAAUUACAAGAAGAUAGUAAGCUGGUGUCUGAACUCCUUGAAACCAUGCACCUCACAGGUGGUGACUUCACAAAUAUUUUCUGCUUGAUGAGUUCAUUCCCAGUAGACUCUGAUCCUUCAAAAGAUGAAGAUUUCUUAGAAGAGCUUACAAGUCAGUGUGCUUCUGUGGAAGAACUAAAAGUUGCUUUCAAACCACAGAUGGAUCCAAGACAACUGUCAAUGAUGCUGAUGUUGGCUCAGUCUAAUCCACAGCUCUUUGCAUUAAUUGGAACAAAAGCUAAUAUAAAUAAAGAACUAGAACGCAUUGAACAAUUCUCUAAACUUCAGCAGUUAACAGCAGCUGAUUUACUCAGCAGAAAUAAAGGACACUGGAAAGCUGGAGAAAGUAAGGCUUCUCAAGUCCGUUUGCAAAAAGAAGUGGAAAGUGUUGGUGAUGCUGAUGCCUGGAACGCUGAUCGUGUGAAGGUUAUGAAUUCAAACAAUCCAAAAUAUGUGUUGAGAAAUUAUAUUGCCCAGAAUGCCAUAGAAGCGGCUGAAAAUGGGGAUUUCUCAGAGGUAAGAAAUGUACUGAAACUUUUAGAGCAUCCAUUCCAAGAAGCAGAAGGUUUCAGGGAGGUAAAGGAAGAUGCAGAAGAGGAGGGAGCAACAGCUCCAGCAGCUGCUUGUGCUGAAGAGACCAGGAGCAGAUUGCCAUAUUGCAGCAAACCUCCGCUCUGGGCUUCAGAGCUCUGUGUUACAUGA
Messenger RNA from Acanthisitta chloris (rifleman), 1473 nucleotides. It is a transcript of the gene SELENOO, whose product is annotated as selenoprotein O. The record is from RefSeq and is a predicted model, not a curated record. The transcript is spliced from 8 exons. The coding region runs from base 55 to 1473 and encodes 472 amino acids. Lineage: Eukaryota; Metazoa; Chordata; Aves; Passeriformes; Acanthisittidae.